AUGGUAAUGCUCACAGCCCCUACAAGGACCGUGCUGUCGGCUCCGUACGGUGUGUCGUGCUUCGCACGCGCUGCUGCGUCCCGAUCGCUGCAUCAGUCUGUGGCUGCGCGACGUGAGGCCGCUCCCUCGCGGCAGGUGGCACAGGUUGGUAGCAACCAGCUGAGUCUCGAGACGCCACGCAACACGGUGGAAUAUACUCUCUCUACAUUGGACAAGAUUGUGAACUGGGCGCGUCAGAGCUCGGCCUGGCCCAUGACGUUCGGGUUGGCGUGUUGUGCCGUAGAAAUGAUGCAUGCGUCCGGCCCUCGAUACGACCAGGACCGACUUGGUAUUGUCUUCCGUGCCACACCGCGCCAGAGUGAUAUUAUGAUUGUGGCCGGUACGCUCACUAACAAAAUGGCGCCUGCUCUGCGCAAGGUGUACGAUCAGAUGCCCGAGCCUCGUUGGGUCAUUUCCAUGGGCUCCUGUGCCAAUGGAGGUGGCUACUACCACUACAGCUACAGCGUCGUCCGUGGCUGCGACCGCAUUGUGCCCGUGGACCUCUACGUACCGGGCUGUCCGCCAAGCGCCGAAGCCCUGCUGUACGGUAUCCUGCAGUUGCAGCGCAAGAUCCGUCGGUCACGCCAGGCUGUGCUUUGGUACCGCAAGUAA
Messenger RNA from Malassezia restricta, 651 nucleotides. Its product is annotated as NADH dehydrogenase (ubiquinone) Fe-S protein 7. The coding region runs from base 1 to 651 and encodes 216 amino acids. Gene Ontology annotation, molecular function: quinone binding; NADH dehydrogenase (ubiquinone) activity; 4 iron, 4 sulfur cluster binding. Lineage: Eukaryota; Fungi; Basidiomycota; Malasseziomycetes; Malasseziales; Malasseziaceae. The transcript is spliced from 2 exons. The record is from RefSeq and is a predicted model, not a curated record. Gene Ontology annotation, biological process: aerobic respiration; electron transport coupled proton transport; mitochondrial respiratory chain complex I assembly.